Molecule: messenger RNA, 978 nt
Organism: [Candida] anglica
Lineage: Eukaryota; Fungi; Ascomycota; Pichiomycetes; Serinales; Debaryomycetaceae
Source: the annotation of a GenBank genome assembly
AUCUCAAUAGCAACUUUUGAUCGAUCCCAACGUGUAUCACUCUGUGUUUUCUUUUCCCCUAGCAGGUACAAGUACAACUACCGCGCAUACAAUUUGUCUAUAGAUAUAAAACUGCUUCAACACUGUACCAUGAAGGUUGCCAUCAUCCAAUACUCCACAUACGGCCAUAUCACCACCUUUUCGCAAUCAAUUGCUGAAGGUGUCAAGAAGUCUGGACUUGCCUCCACCGUGGACAUUUUCCAAGUGCCCGAAACUUUGAGUGAAGAUGUAUUAAAAUUAAUCCAUGCUCCAGGUCCAUCCAAGGAGAUUCCUCUUGCCACCACACAAACUUUGGAAGAAUAUGAUGCCUUUUUGUUUGGUUUACCCACCAGAUUCGGUACUCUCCCAGCACAAUGGUCGACCUUUUGGGAUACCACUGGAUCUCUUUGGGCCUCUGGUGCUCUUUACCACAAGCCAGUUGGUCUUUAUGUUUCCACUGGAAGUCCUCAAGGUGGUCAAGAAGAAACUGUUAGAAACUUUUUCUCAUAUGUCGCUCACCAUGGAUUGGUUUACAUUCCUCUUGGUUACGGUCCAGCCUUCCCAUUGUUGACCUCAUUUGAUGAGAUUCACGGUGGUUCUCCAUAUGGUGCUGGUACCUAUGCUGGUACUGAUGGGUCCAAGCAACCAUCUGAAUUGGAAAAGAAAAUUGCCGUCAUUCAAGGUGAAGAAUUUUCCAAGAGUGCCAGCAAGAUUGUUGCUGCUACUGGUACUUCUUCUUCUUCUUCUACUACAGGUACUGCCACCCCAGCUGCUGCUGCUGCUGCUGCUACUGCUGCUCCUGCUGCUACUUCCACUGAGGAAACUACUGCUGUUGGCUCCACUACUGAAAAGGAAGCUGUUGCCGAAAAGAAGGCUCCAGCUACUAAAAGAGCUGCUCAAUCCACUCCAGCUCCAAAGGAAGAAAAGACUUCUACUUGCGCCAAGUGUGUCAUUGUAUAG